Messenger RNA from Schistocerca serialis cubense, 9249 nucleotides. Its product is annotated as coiled-coil domain-containing protein AGAP005037-like. The coding region runs from base 33 to 3014 and encodes 993 amino acids. Lineage: Eukaryota; Metazoa; Arthropoda; Insecta; Orthoptera; Acrididae. The transcript is spliced from 15 exons. The record is from RefSeq and is a predicted model, not a curated record. Gene Ontology annotation, cellular component: cytoplasm.
GCAGCAAGAGUUCCGGCGCAGGGGCCUACUACAUGACACACUCGUACCCGCCCGGCCCAUCCACCGCCCCCGGGGGAGCAGCCACGCUGCCCAGGGGUGGGGCCCUGCUACGCACCUACUCCCCUGCAGUCGUGGGGCCCAAGGCUGCAGGUGGCGGGCCAGGCGGUGUGCCCCCUCCCAAACCAGUGCGCACAUACCAGCACAACCCCCUGGGGUCCCCCCUGUCCCCUGCUGGCAAGCCGGGGGUGGGGGGCGGGCCCCCUGUGCCCCCAGACAGGCUCUAUGGCCCCUUCUUGCCCCUGCCAUCCCCACGUGACGCAGUCUAUUCUCCGACGGCAGACCGCCUGCACACCGAGAGCGGCUACAUGUCUUCGCCCGAGCGGGGCGGUCCCUCGAGGGCUUACGCGCCGCCGUACGCCCCCGCCGGCGCCUCCGCCUACGAAGACCCCUACUACAGCCAGUACGCCCCGAGAUCCGGCUCCAUCACGCCCGUCAUCGACGAGGAAGCCAGGAUCCGAGUGGAGCACAUGGAGCGGCAGCUGGCAAACCUGACAGGCCUAGUUCAGAAGGCGCUGACGCAGACUCCGACAGCUGUGGGGAGCACCUCGGCAGGGGGACCCACACCCGCACCACGGGACUACGCAGUAGGAACGGGCGUGCAGUCCGGCACGGGUGCAGGAUCGAAUGCCGUCUCCGCAGGGACGUCUGCUGCCUCCACGGCCUCACAAGCUGGAGGCAGGGACACGAGCUCUGGUGGAUACAGGAAUGAUGAUUCUUACCUAAGGAGUGAUACGAAGCCGCCAAAACUAGGAAAAGACAAAUCCGUGUCUUUUGAGAAGUCUGUGUCCUUCUCCGAUGAACCACCCGACAUGAAUUCCCCGAAGCAGCAUUCACCACAACAUUCUGCGGAUUCGAAACCAACUAAACCAGCCAUUAAAUCGUCAACGCUUCCUAGAAUGUCUUCACAAGAGAGAGAUCGACAUAAACCAGCCCCUCCACCAAAACCGGUUUCAUUGUCUCCUGGCCAGUAUGAUGGUCGGCAUGUCUAUAGAGCCGACCUGCAGCUGACGCCAGAGAUGUACAACCAGUUACGUGGAUUGCAGAAGAAAGCAAAGGACCUCCGCCAGGAGGUGCGCAACCUGAGACGCAUGUCCCAAGCACAGGCCCAUUCAGUGCGUGAGACGAUCCGGGACACUUUCAUCAAGAUAAGAGCAAUGCUGUUGUCAGGUGGGGAAGAAGUUUGGGCAGCAGGUGGUGAUGCUGAGAAGCUGCGUCUUAGUAGGGAAGAGGACCUCUACAAGCAGGAGAUGCUGCGUCUUGAGAAAGACCUUACGGAGCUGGAGAGCACAGUUGAAGAACUGAGGGGUAAUGUGAUCAACCGGAAGACACGGGUCAACAUGUCUGAUGUUGAGAAUAUGGCUCUUAUUCUCAGUAAAUCAAGUAAGACUGUUGCAGACCUCAAAGUGCGUUUCCCAAGUCUACAGGAGGGAAUGAAGAGCCUUUUGUCAUCUGAGAUGGAGAAAGUUGUCAGGGAAGAAAAGUUCCUUAAGGAAGAACCAGAAAGAUUAGAAAGUGCACUCCGACGCUGCAAAAAACUCACCGGCACCCUGGUCACGCUCAAAAGGCUGGCCUCUGUACAAGAGCAGCGCCUCCCCCCAUCUACGACGCCAGACUCACGGCUCUCUCCGACUCCUGGGGGAGGCGGUGCUGACUCGGACACUCCUAUCACACCACCAGCGCACGGGAAGGCCUGCACCGUUCCAGCGCGCGGUGUCAUGGCGGCCACCGUCGGCGGCGGACGUGCCAUCGGGGACGACGCCUCUCGCGCCCGUCCGGAGAACGCACUCGACGCUCUGCUAGACGAACUGCAGACAUUUGCUCGCCCGCCCCCUCCUACAGGAGUGGGCUCCUCGAGCCUCGGCGAGACCGGACGCAAGGGUAGUGUCGAUUCCAGCACCUCCCUGACGUCCACACCAGGCGGCGUAGGGCUCCGCCGACUACACUCCUAUCCGAGCAGCUCCGACAGUGCAGGUGAUGGAAGCGGCCAGUCUGGCCUCGUCUCACGGCUGCAGGUAUCUGCCGGGGGCAUGGGAGGCGCGCUUACAGAUUCGUCACAGCAGCAACAGCGCCCACCUCCCGUCUCUCCAAAGCCACCCGUCCCUGAACGCAAUGCGGAGCUGCUCUCGCAGCUCGCUGGCAGGCGCGUUCCGCCCCCUCCUCCUCCACGAACAUCGUCACGGUCACCUCUGGCAUCGCCCACCAGCCCCUCGCUGCCACCGAGGGCCCAGCACGGCAGUGCAGGGUCGGCAGGUACACUGAGAAGGGGUGCGCCUGGGCGGGGCAGCCUCAGGGAACCCGCACGAGGUGGGAGUGGCACUGCCCUGUCCCUGGCACCAGAUUCCGGAAUGGACCUCUCGUCAUCCACCGACGGUAGGCAGCGCUUCGAUCCUGCCAGCAACAGCUCCAGCUGCGAGUCAGUAAACUCACAGGAGGGUCUCAUCUCCCAGCAGUCAACUCCACAGCAGCCACAGACAGCCCAGCAAGUGGCGGCAGCAGCUGUAGCGGCACGAGGGAGGAAGGAACUGUUGGAGCAACGUCACCAGGAGCUGCUCAGGAAGCAGCGAGCUCUGCAGGAACAGUACGCCCGCCUGCAGCAGCUGCAGAGGGGUGGUGCAGCAACCUUGGCCGUCGUGCCGCCUGCAGGUGGUGCUACACCUGACCUCCUCCUCCUGAAGAAGACAGGCAGUGAGAGCAACCUCCUCGCGAAGAUGGGCCUUGGGGCCGGCCUCGCCACCAUGUCUGGGUCACUCACACACCUCGCCUCAGCUCCUCCAUCUGCUGCCACACCAGUCCCACAGCCCAGGACCAGUGUCCAACAACAACAACAGCAGCAGCAGCAGCAGCAGGAGAAACCUCCAGCUUCCACAUCAGACACUGUGCCGUCGACAGCUGCCCCAGCCACGACAACGACUCCUGCGAUGACCGGCAAAAUAUACGAGACAGACAUCCUGUGACCCCUCAGGGACUGUCUGGAGCUGCCUCCUGACUUGAUUUCUAGUGUUACCACCCAUGAAAAAUAAAUGCAUGUGUAACAGUAGGUAAUAGAAUGGAGAAAGUGCAGCACUAUGGCUAAGAAGCCUGAUUGAAUAUUUGUUCUCCUCUGCUGUUCAUGGGGAACAAUAGGAGUGAAAUCAUCCUCUGCCACAUAACAGUCCUCCAUUAACAAAGAGUAAACACCAGCCAUAGGUAAUCAUGUAUUAGAGCAUGUAUAUGAUUGUUGUUUUCAACAAGUCUUUACUUGGAGCAACUGGUAACAUUUUAAAUCUGCAUCAAGUGCUAUUUUUCCAUAUUUCCUAUUCCAGUUUUCAUCUUGUUCAUUUCUUUUUCCCUAACACACACAAAUGCAGUGUGGCUGGUCAAUAGUUACAUGCAGGAGUUACAGUUCCAGUACAUUCAGUGGACUUGUGCAGGCCACUCAGAUCCCAGGGUGAUAAGGACCACCUGUCGCGAUGAGUGGAAUAGAUUCAAAAUUUUCCCAAGUUAAUUUUCCUUUGGUUCUUAGUUUUGAUGAAAUUUCUGUUCCAGUCUUUUUAACUGGUCAGUAACAUGAUUCAUGCCUCUGAGUCUCAGUUAAUUUUGUGCAUUAUAGUAAACAUCACCACCAUCUUGAAUUCUAUAAGUGGAUUACCUGAACCAUAUAGUCUAUCCUUUUUUAUACCUUUUUAAUAGUUUGUAACUUGAAUUGCCAACCAAUUAUAAUCUUGAUUUCCAAGUUUCCUGCCAUGUAUGUUGGCAAGCACAUAUUAUACUAGUCACAGAUCAGGACUCUUUACACAUUCACAUUCCAGCAGAAGCAAUAAUAACUUUCUAAAGGAGCGUGCAGAAUACCCAUACACAUAUUCAUUUCCUUUUAAAAAGUAACAUCAUAAAGCCAGGUAGAAGAACUCUUGUCAUUUGUAAAAUCAUAAUACAUUACUGUAGGUUUUCUAGAAAUAAGCCCUUCCUACUUUUAUCAUCAAAGUAUUUGAAAAUCUUCCUCCAUAAAAAUGAAAUAGUAUUAUUAUUGUCUCAGCCACACAUUUGGAGCAUCAGUGUGAGAAAUACAUUAUAGUCUGCAGGCUAUGAAUUUACUACUAUAGUAAGACAGGUCUGUGCUGCCUUAUUCAAAGCUACUUCAUUUAAUGUAGUUUAUCGCACACAAUGUGAAGAAGCCAACAUAUCCCAUCCCUGACAGGCUAUCAUAUGUGUAGAAGCUAUCAUGGUCAGUUGAACUAAUGCUGAUGAAAAAGUAACCAGUUCUAUGAAGCUUAGUUUUAUUUCUGGUGACAGAAUGUAAAAAGCUUGUAGAGCAGUUAGUUUGUCUUUCUUGCACCAACUGUUAAACAACCAUAAACACAUUCUCUCGUUAUGCAUACCAAGUAUUAACAGCACUGGAGAUGCUAUUAACAUUUUCCACUUUGAAAAGAGUGUGUUGCACUCACUUUAUAAGUGAUACAAUUUUUACUCUUAUUAUUAUCAUUUCAUUAUUUAUGACGACAGCCACUUUCUCGACUGUAUACUUGGCAUAUACAGACUCAGGGAAAGUUAAUUUUGCGCCAUAAUGAUUUUGUUACAGUUAUUCCCUUUGAACAGAGGAAAGCUGAGAACUGGUCAGUGAUGUUAUCUGUAUUCAAGCACUGCUUUAUAAAUGAAUAAGAAGCAGCCAAAAUGAUAUGUGUUGGGAAUAAUUCAAGAAGAUUGACCAACCCCAGAAUUGACAAAUUGUUUUGUAUCUCUGUUUUAUUGUUAGGUUUCUGUAAGAACCUUUUUUUAAAGUGUCUUUGAGUCAAUUGUGCAUGGUGGGUUCAUCAUACUUGUUCUUAAGGCAUCUACUACAUUCCAAAAUCCUACUUUCUCCACUCCUACCCACCCCCAGUACUACCCUACAAUCUCUGUCACAGUUCUGCUUUCUCUCAUAUGUUUAUCAUUUUUUUUAAAAAAAAGAGCAUAAGCAUUGCAAAUUCGUAAUUAUGGUUACAACACUAUCUUUGUUUACAUUAACAGAUUAUUCCAAGUAUGUGAUGGCUGAAUAGCUAUAGUGUUGCACUUUACAGUGGUAAGAUGUUGAGCUUUUGAAAUUCUACAGCAUAGUGGAAAACUGACUGUUUCUUGUAUACUAUUUCUUAGUUUUCAUUGUUGUAUUUUCUACUCAGGGUGUUCACAACUACUGUGGGUUGUGUUUUUGCUAUUGAAUUCUGUGAGGAAGAGAAAAUAUCUGUAAAAGAAAUUUGAGGACUAUGGCUAUUUUUAUGUGGUCAUUUCUGAGGAUAUUUUAGGCUGGAGAUUCAUAUCCUGUUGGCAAAGUGAUUGUCUUGUUGAUUUUGUGCUUUUGUUAAUUGUCUUCUUACAGUACUAAAUCAUCUGUGUGUCACGUAUUAGCUGUUAACAGGUGAGUGCUGUGAACCUGCAACUGGUUUCAUUUUCUUGCUUCCCCUCCACUGUCACAACAGUGAGAAGUAGUAACCUUCAUGCAUUAUUUCAAAUUGCCUUCAUGCAUUCACUUUACCUCAUUUCAGUGGCACAUUACAACCCUUGGUGUGAAGAAUAUCAUCAAAUGAGCUUCUGAAACAUGCAAAUACAUGUGUCUGUCCAGAAGUCGCUACUGACUACUACUACUGACUGUGUCAUAUUAUGAUUUGAUUGUGGCCAAUAAAAUGUUGCAGACCAGCCUGUCACCUUAAUAAAGCUUUGUGCAGACCAAAUUCACGCUCUCUCACCACUGUUGUAUGCAUCAUUCUUCUUCCAAAUGUAAGCCACCAUUGCAGUACUAAAUACCAGUAUCUAUAGGAGGUUUUUUUCAGAUCAAUGUAUUAAGAAGCACGUGGCAGAAAUGAGCAUAGUGACCCCAGAUAGAAUUGUAAAUCAUGAGACUGUUAUUAGUUGAUAAUUUCUGUGCUUGUAAUGUAUCAGCGAGUAAUUGUUACAGUACAUGAAGAAUCUCUGGAUUGGCAUUUCACUUUUUUGCAAAGAUGUAAAUACGUAAAUUGGUGAACACCAUUUCUGUAGUUCAGUAUCUGUGGUACUAUCAACUGUUAAUUAAGAGUCAUUUUGUGAAUGGAGGCCUCACCUUAAUGAAACUCAUAAAUUUCAGAUGUUUGUACAUCUCUAUAUUAAAUUAAUGAAUAUAAUAAUUAUAGGCAUCUCUCACUUUCUAUCGCUCUUUUCCUGACAUUCUCUCUGAAGUUUUAUCUGUAUAUUUAUCAUCAUGUUUAGCUUGCAGUUUGUAAGAAAUAUAUCACCUGGAAAGACAGGAAAAUAUCUGCUUUAUUUUACAUUAAGAUUUAAUACCAAAAAAUGUUAGAACCUCUGUACCAUAUAAGAAACUGUUAUGCCUGAUUAUGGGUGGAGGGCUGUAAAAUAGAACUGUGCCAACUAUCUCAUGUUUCUUUCUGUGUAAGAUGAUGUAAUAUUUACUAUUGGUAGUCCUUCAGUCAAGUGAUAUGUAAGGCAACUAUUUAACUAUGUUCAGGGUGUUAUAGUUGCUACAAUCCACAAAAUAAUUGCAGGGGAUUACGAUAAAAACUGGCAGUCAGGAAACUGGGACAACAAAUGAAUUGUUGACUUCACACUCCUCAUCCCAUCCCAUUCCACUCCCUACUUCUUUCCAUUGUAAAUAUUGUGUGAUGAAAUUAUAACCAAAGAUGAGGAAAAAAAUAAGUGUUAUUACUGAAAGAAAUUGUAUGAAGUGAUUUUGCUAUGGCAGAAGAAUAUGAUAUGAAUUGUACUUAAGUGAUUUCAUGCAGAUUCUGGUGGGAUGCUGGAAGUAAAUUGCUCUCCAGGCUAAGGUGAUUGUGUUGAAAGUAGGAUGCCCAUGGCCAUAGGAUGUUAUGAAAUAAAUCGAUUAUUAUCCUUAAACUUAUAACAAUGUCUUGUAGGUUAUGGUUGAAAAUACAUUUAGUCAUUAUGUAUAUAUUAUCAGGGCUGCAGGACAAAGCCAUAGACACAAAUAAAUUUAAACAUGCUUAAUUUUUGUAUUGUUGUAAUCUGAGGUCUCAUAAGUGUAUUCCAUCUGUCAUAAAGUUUUGUUCGUUUCUCUUGUAACCGGCUAUAAAAGUACACAUCUUUUUCAUGUUGCUCAAGUGGACAUAAAAAUAUGGGAAGGCUCAGUGAGCUUAUAUUCUGAAAAAAGACUCUAGUAUGAAACUGAACUGAUGACAGCUGCCAUCAGUUAUUGAAAAUGUAAUUGAGGAACUUGCCUUACCACAUCAUUUGUGAGCAAAUGUGUCGCAUGGGUGUGUCCUUUGUCAGGAUUUCUCAGAAACUGAAAAGUUGUGGCAUUCCACAAGUGUGUCAGUGACAUAAGAACGUAAGUUCUCAUCUAGUUUAAAUAUUUAAAAGUAAAGGAAGAGAGUUACAUAAACUGCCAUUUAUCAAAAUGUGUUUUGAAUUAAACACAACACCUAAUACACCAAAUUAGAUCUGACCGCUCUUUUUAUGUAAUUAUUUCAGUGACCUUUCAUAUUUUGUUUGAAAGGAUUUGAAAAAGAAACUAUUUCUGUAGGUUUCACCUCCUGAGAGAGCAUAAACUGUGUGUAAUCGUGUUUUAAUAUCAAUUUCGGAGGUAUACUUUGUAUCUUAUGUGAAGCAUUUGAUUAAAAAUAGUGAACAUAGAACUUAUGGUAAAGGGAUCUGCAGUUACUCCGCACUGAUCUUACUUUAUGGAAUUUGAUUGUGAGGAUCAUGGAUACUAUGAGAACAUUUGCUCAAUAACCAUAAACUGCUCUAUACAUGAAAGUGUGACCCUAUUUUACUCCAGUAGCAAUUCACAACUAUUUCAGAACAUACAUGUUUCUUGCCAUUGCAGAAAUGUACUAAUUUUUAUUCCAUGUGCAUGUGAUCACAAAUGAAAGGAUGUCCCAAAUAAUUUUCUGGUCUCACCUUUUUUGUUAUACAUGAACAGCUUUUAUUUAUUUAUUUUGGAACACUGAAAAUUUUUUUGUCUUAUUUUUAAUCAUGUUUCUCUUCUACAUUGAAUGCUGUAUGUGGGUAUAGUUAAUCAACAUUUUUGCUUGUAUUUUGUUCAGGUUAGUUUGUCACUAUUAUCACAAUGUACUUAAUUUGGAAUUGCGUUGGACCUAUCUUUGAUCGGUAGACUGCAGUGAUUUCUUUACACUGAGUAUAAAGUAAACCAUUUCAGUGCAGGUACUUCUUACAGUGAAAAUGAAAGUUGCAACUUGCUUGAGCUGAUGAAUAAAAUUGUGAAACAAAUUAAUUCCUCCUGCUGACCAAGCAUAAGAGGAACUUUCCUGUGAAUAUUUUUGUUGCCUUAUUUUUGGAGUAGGAUAUACUGACUAACAAAUGCGCUUUGUUCAGACCAUAAAGGGUAUUAGGUACCUGCAGUGAACAACAUUAAAACUAGUAGUUCGCAGUUUCCCUCGGGAAAAGAAAAUGCUUCCAUGUAUCAGGUGAUAAUAAAAGCAAAAAUUAAAUCCUGAAGCAUAAUGCAACUUCUAUACAAAGUUUUUAAGUGUACACUUAAAAUAUUGGUUUCAGUGAUGUUGUAGCCCCCUAACACCAUGUAUACUAAGAAAAGAAAUGUAUAAGUGUAUUUACUACAAAAAAAAAGAAAAACAAGAGUUCCUGCAAUAAAAGUGAAUUUCUUAAGUAUUAAAUUUGUCUUGUUAGAAUCCCAGUGGCCAAAUGAAGUUGUGGUUUUUCCUAGUGCUAAAACUAAAAAAAAAAGAAAAAGAAAAAAAGAACAGUGUAAUAAAGUUUGGGAUGAUGAUAUAACUGAACAGCCACCCCUGUUUGUAUUCUUUCUUAAUGAAACAAGUAAUGUGUUUGUGUUCAUGUUUUCAUGUCAGUAUAUUACAACUGUCUUUCAAAUAUUGGAGAGUAUAUCACUGAUUGUCUCAGAUAUAUUUUCAGUGCUUGAGGGUUCCUUUAGAUAUUCUCUUUUUUUGCGAAAGUGUGUUUGUCACCAUUGUGCUUUCUACUUUUUCCACUGAUAUUUAAUAUGUAACAGGAAUGGUUUCUACAAAUAUUAUUAUGUGCUUCAGUUUCUGCAGUCUUCUUUAGUGUUUUGCAUUUAAUAUGUCAUGUGCCUGCGCUUGGUUUGUUGAGAUCCUAACAAAUGACUUAAGAUAUACUGGGAUAGUUAAGCAACCUCCCAAAAAUGUUUUUAAUUUAUAAUUAAAUUUCACUUGUUGUUCAGAGUUAAUUGUAAAUGUUUGUAAUUAACCAAGUAAAAAAAAGUCAUCUGAAUGGAAA